AUGUCUUACCCAACCAGAGAUGCUUUUGUCCAUGUUGGAACCUGGGACGAUGAAACUCGCAAGCAUCCUGCAAUGAAGUGGAUGGAGGACUACACUAUCAACUUCAACAAGCGCGGCAAUUGGAGCCAGGAGGAAUGCGAUUGGACUUCUGCAGAUGCCACUCUCGUCAAACCCGACGGCUCAGUACACACCGGUAACGCACAGGCUUUUAGCGAAGCCAAGGGCAUGUACGCACCGUUCUCCCAGGAAUUCCAUGAGCCCUAUUUCCUGGUCUGCUUCGACACGGACGAGGGUUGGGAGAUGAUAGGCCAAGCAUACUUGUUCGCCAACUGUCAAGGGUCACCAACGGCGCAGGAAAAAAAGGUCAAGGACCUGCAGGGAAGGGAAUGGGAUGUCAAGAUUCCGGGUGGCUUUCAUUUCGUCUAUGCCAAGCAGCAGGGAGCGCCGCAUGACGGGAUCGUGUUGAAAAGGACAGAGAUCAUGAGUGAUUCGAUGCCGGCGGUGCAGAUCCUUAUGGCGAGGGGAGUCUUGAAGCUGUGA
Messenger RNA from Fonsecaea monophora, 540 nucleotides. RefSeq lists its product as hypothetical. The coding region runs from base 1 to 540 and encodes 179 amino acids. The transcript has 2 exons. Lineage: Eukaryota; Fungi; Ascomycota; Eurotiomycetes; Chaetothyriales; Herpotrichiellaceae. The record is from RefSeq and is a predicted model, not a curated record.